ACAAGCUAUCCUUUAAGACUUAAGACAGCCGCUUUAUAUUGGUUUAUAACACUAUUAGCCCCAUUUAUCUAUUACUGGUAAUUUGCUUCCCUCAACCUUCAUGGAUGCCGCUCGAGAACAGCAACAACAAACCAGAGUUAAUGACGAAGAACCAGACUUGCAAAGAAACGCUUCUUCGACCAACCGAUGGCGAUUUCCGAAGCUAAUACAUUACAAAUGGUGGCUUCGUGUGAUUCUCUGCAUAUUCUUUCUUCUUGUUGGUCAAACAGCUGCUACUCUGCUAGGAAGAUUGUACUAUGACAAAGGUGGAAAUAGCAAAUGGAUGGCAACAUUUGUUCAAUCAGCGGGCUUCCCAAUUCUCCUUCCCCUUCUAUUUUUCUUUUCAUCUUCCACCAAAUCAGAAAACAUUUCGACUGCUUCUUCCUUCACAACCAAGCCAAAACUCUCCACCCUUCUGCUUCUGUAUGCCGCCUUCGGCCUACUCUUGGUAGGUGACAACAUGAUGUACUCAUAUGGACUUUUAUACCUUCCUGUCUCAACUUAUUCUCUGCUUUGUGCAACCCAAUUGGCCUUUAAUGCAUUCUUCUCCUACUUUCUCAAUUCACAGAAGUUUACUUCUUUCAUCCUCAACUCUUUAGUCCUUCUCACCAUUUCAGCCUCACUUCUUGCCGUCAAUGCAGACUCUGAAAACACUACAGGCAUUAGCAGAGGAAAAUAUGUAAUUGGGUUUUUAUGCACGCUUGGAGCAUCGGCAACGUACUCAUUAUACCUUUCCCUCCUGCAGCUUUCUUUUGAGAAGGUUAUUAAAAGAGAGACAUUUUCUGUUGUUUUAGAUAUGCAAAUAUACCCAUCAUUUGUCGCAACAUGUGGAUGUGUAGUGGGAUUAUUUGCCAGUGGAGAAUGGAAAGGUUUGUCAAAAGAGAUGAAAGAAUUUGAACAAGGCAGGGUAUCAUAUCUAAUGACUCUGAUUUGGACAGCAGUAACAAGGCAAAUUUCAUCCGUGGGUUUGUUGGGGUUAAUUUUUGAGGUAUCUUCUUUAUUUUCCAAUGUGAUUAGUACUUUGGCUUUGCCUAUUAUUCCCAUUUUUGCUGUGAUAUUUUUCCAUGAUAAGAUGCAAGGGGUAAAGGUCAUUGCCAUGCUGUUAGCAAUCUGGGGCUUUGUGUCCUAUAUCUAUCAGCAUUAUUUAGAUGACUCAAAAUCCGAGGCAAACAAAAGCAAAUCCAAUCAGGUUUCCGGGGCUGCUAUAGAGAUUUGAUGACUCUGGAAGUUAUAUAUUUAACAGUUUGGAAACACUGUUGAGAUGGUUUCAUGAAUUUUCUGCAUUGAUGUCUGAAUAUAAGGUGCUCUUUAACUAGAAAUAUUGCUUUUCAUUUGACUAUUAUAUGUAAAGAUUUCAGAACCCUAUUUUUGUGGUAUAUUAUACUGUUACAUAAUAUAACGUUUACCAUUCUAGAAAGUUCAUAGAAUAUGAUAUAUGUAUUUUUUGUAUCAUAUAUAUGUUUUGUAUCUGUGAAUUUCUGCAAAUUAAGUCAAUAAAUUGUGAAGGAAAGAACCAAGUGAAGCAUACAAACUCACAGGACUAACCAUCGGCUGCUAGUCAAUAAAAGAUAUUCCGUAGUGGCACUAUCAUUCCCUUCCUUGUCUUGAUAGUCCCACACUGAUUAUAUAUGAGGGAUAGGCUGAUAAGCAAGGUAUAGAAAAGAGAAAUGAAGGGGAGGAGAAAAGCAUACCUUUCUCGGCCUUUUGGCUAAGAUCAAGUGUAGUAUCUGUUCUUAUCAGUUUAAUAUCUGAUACGUGGGACAUUGUCCCGCAUGAUAUUAAAUUUAUUUUUCCAGGGAGAGGUUUCACCACAGUAGCUUGCUACUGGAGUCCUCAAGCGUCGCCCUAGUGUUGCACUAGUGCAUGGGCCUGGCGCAUCCCUCCAAUUCCAAUGCAGUGCUUGUGAUUUUAACUAGGGUACGGCUGAAUAGAUCGAAGUUUUCUCAAGUUCAGCACAUCGGACGCAAAUAAGUUGCUCUAGAAAUUGCAUUAUCUAGUAAAAGGCUACGGCAGUACGGCUCCAUGACUUUGUAAUUUGUUUCUGAGCCUUCCAUCUUCCAUGGCUGAGAUGUGGGGUUUCUCCUUUCAAAUUUCUAGUUUUUGCCAUCAAAAUGGGUGGGUGCUCUUUCAGUCUUUCUAUGUUGAAGCUUAUGACUAUGAUUUUCUUUUUCUAUAAGUAUAAAUUAUGUAAAAUUGAAAUUUGUAAUUAAGUGGUUUU
Messenger RNA from Pistacia vera, 2257 nucleotides. RefSeq names its product probable purine permease 11. Bases 101 to 1255 code for a protein of 384 amino acids. Lineage: Eukaryota; Viridiplantae; Streptophyta; Magnoliopsida; Sapindales; Anacardiaceae. The transcript has 2 exons. Gene Ontology annotation, cellular component: membrane. The record is from RefSeq and is a predicted model, not a curated record. Gene Ontology annotation, molecular function: purine nucleoside transmembrane transporter activity.